Alnus glutinosa is the source of this 1998-nucleotide messenger RNA. RefSeq lists its product as uncharacterized. Lineage: Eukaryota; Viridiplantae; Streptophyta; Magnoliopsida; Fagales; Betulaceae. The transcript has 3 exons. Bases 702 to 1901 code for a protein of 399 amino acids. The record is from RefSeq and is a predicted model, not a curated record.
CACCCAAUCCAUGAGCUUCCAACAAAAACCAGAACCUCCCAAAGCCUUUCUUUGCCAUAUAGCUAACCUUCGCCGGCGACGCUAUCCUCACCGGAAAAUGAAUAUUCCGGCGACCAUCUCAUCCCUACGUAUACCCACUGUCGAUAUUUCCGAUCAUCGCCGUCACGUUUUCCACGAAACACACUUGUUGUAGAGCCACAAGUUGUUCCAUUCUUCUUCGCUACGGUAAUUCCAGGAGAAGGUACCCAUUUCUCGCUCGUAAAGAAAUUUUGGUAGAUUAUUCUUUUUCUUCUCUUCCUAGUUGGGUUUCGGACCGGAUUGACCAGGUGAUCGGACAGAAAUUACAGUCUGCGGAGAGUGAUUCCUUUGUUUAGUGAGAGACUUUUGAAAAGAUGGAAGUAGAUGGAGAAUGUGCAUGAAUUUGUUGGGUGGUGGCGCUGAAUUAACGUGUUACUUUUUUCUCGUUCAGUGUGUUAUCGGUUUUAGGUGCAGGUUGUUUUAAAAAAUUUUGGUUACUGUGAGGCUUUGGAAGCGAAUCCAAGUUUAUUGAGCACUGAAAAUGGAGCAGAACUGACAGAGCAGUUUCAGUGCACGGUAUAAUUAGGGGAUUGGUACUGAAAAACCAGACUCAUAUAGAGUCAGAGGAUUUUGAACCUCUUUGAGAAUUUCAUUUUUUUGUCAAAUUCACCAAGCCUUUUCCGAUGAAGAUCCAACCAAUUGAUAUUGAUUCUCAAGAACUGAGGGAUCCAGCGGUUCGGGCCGAUGCCGUCAAACCGGUUCUGAAAUCGCGGCUCAAGAGGCUCUUCGACCGGCAGUUCCCUAACGUCCUCAAAAUCUCGUCGGCGGAGAAGCCGAGUGGUGGCGAGAUGACACAGCACGGAAACAAAGAUGGAGCGGCAGAGUUCGAGCCGAGCUCGGUUUGCUUGGCGAAGAUGGUGCAGAGCUUCAUCGAGCAGGAGAGCAACGAGAAGCAGUCCUCGGCGGCGGCCAAGUGCGGCCGGAACCGCUGCAAUUGCUUCAACGGCAACAACAAUGACAGCUCCGACGACGAGUUCGACGUGUUCUCUGGUUUCGGCAGCGAAUCGGUCACCUCCGGGUCGUUCGGCGGCGAUGCCUUCGAUAUACUAAAGAGCUUAACUCCUUGCGCGAGCGUUGCGGAGAGAAACCUCUUGGCAGACGCGGCAAAGAUCGUCGAGAAGAACAACAAAAUCCACAAACGAAAAGACGAUCUGAGAGAAAUUGUCACCGGCUCUCUGUCAUCUCUCGGCUACGAUUCCUCAAUUUGCAAAUCCAAAUGGGACAAAUCCCCCUUUUACCCAGCCGGGGAAUACGAGUACAUAGAUGUGAUAGUGGAGGGGGAUAGACUGUUGAUCGACAUCGAUUUCAGAUCGGAGUUCGAGAUAGCUCGGUCGACCGGGACCUACAAGGCGAUCCUGCAAUCUCUGCCGUACAUUUUCGUGGGGAAACCUGAUCGGCUGGGCCAGAUCGUCUCGAUCGUGUCGGAGGCAGCCAAGCAGAGCCUGAAGAAGAAAGGGAUGCACUUUCCGCCCUGGAGGAAGGCAGAGUAUACGCGGGCCAAGUGGCUCUCUCCCUACACCAGAACCACCCGAAGCGACACCGUUUCGGAAACUGAGAACGAGAAGAAAGAGGAGAAUAAUAAGUCUUUGGUCUCCGCAGACAGUGAUUGCGGUGAGCUGGAGCUGAUCUUCGGUGAGGAAACGGCGCCGUCUGGAGACAGUUCGCAGUGGUCGUCGUCGUCGCCGUCGAAAAAUUCCGGCGAGGACGAGGAAGCGAAGGAGGUGAGGCCGACGUGGCAGCCACCGGCGGUCAAACCAAAGAGCGUUGAGAGAGGAGCAAGGGUUGUCACCGGAUUAGCUUCUCUCCUCAAAGAGAAACCCUAAGAAAAAUUUUGGAAUAUUUUUUUUUUCUUUUUCCUUAAAAUUUUCAGGUAUAAAAGAUAUGAGUAUAUAUCAAAAUAUAUAUUCGUACUUGGGAUAA